CUUCAUGUCCCAUCUACGGAAGUUUGUGUGGCCGAAGAGGUGCGUCGUGUAGAAACAGUGGUGCUUGGCAGGACGAGUUACUCUGGAACAUGUUGGGGCAAGUACCGUCACCCAAAUGAAGGGCAUGAUCUUAAAAGUACUAUGAAAAUACUAAAACCACUGUACGUGAGCUCUAUGUAGCCAGUUAACUAACACGUUAUUGUCUUCUUAUUCCGUGAAGUGCUCACAAUGUUCAUUCUGAAUCGCGUAGCGUGCGUUGGAGGUACGGUUGUCCCCCGAUGCACCGCCCUCUUCGUGAGACAUUUCUCUGCAUGCCGUUGCCUAAGAUCCGCAAAGAGACGCAGCCCGUACAGCUCUGUGGACAGCGAGCGCUACUCUUCUCUCGUGAAGUCCGUCAUGUCAUCCAGGAUCAGUUCCCAAACCCCCGAUACCCUCCAAGCGGAGGACGAACACGUUUAUGGACCUGUUGUCAAAGCUGCAACACCCUCCUCGAGACCAGAGACCAGGGUUCCCAAAACCCUGCAUCCCUUCUUGCACUUUAAGGAGACUCUUGAAACGGAGGAGCCGGAGUCGGGACCUCCAGCCCGAAUUGUGUUAAACCGGGCGGACAGGCCUCUCGUUCCGAGUGUGACCCGCAUUCUUCAGCAGACGCUUUCCCCGGAGCAGAUCUUCUACCUGGAGAGGUGGAAGAGGAGGAUGGUGGCGGAGCUCGGAGAGGAGGGCUUCAAAGAAUACAGUCAGAAUCUAUUCAGGCAAGGGAAACUGUUCCAUUCAGCUUUGGAGGACAUCCUGUCGUCAUGUGCAACUCGGGAGAACACAAAUCCUCCGGAGACUUCCGAGUAUCCACCUGAGGUCCAGGGAUACCUGGAGAGUAUCUCUCACGUACUGAGUGACGUCAGGGCCGUGAGAGCAACUGAAAGCGCUGUGUACCAUGACACGCUGAACUAUCUGGGCAUUUUGGAUUGUGUUGCUUGCUACAGGGGUGUCCUGUGUGUUAUUGACUGGAAGACUUCAGAGAAGCCCAAACCAUUCCUGAGCAACACAUAUGACAACCCUGUUCAGCUGGCAGCCUAUGCUGGGGCUUUGAACAAUGACGCCAACUACAAAUACCAGGUUGAACAUGGACUCAUUGUAGUCGCCUACAAGGACGGCUCACCGGCCCAUGCUCAUCAGUUGAGCUCAGAGCUGAUGUUGGAGUACUGGAACACUUGGUUGAUUCGUCUCGAAGAGUGCACAGAACAAAGAUCCAGACUUGCAUCAACUUCUUUUGAGCAAAAGAGAUGAGACUUUUGAAGAGAGGUCUGCAAGGAGCAGGUCACUUCAGUUUAAGACGACUGAACCUGAAGUGAAAAUAUAACAUUGUGCAAGUAGGAGGAUAAAAACCUAAACCAUAAAUCAUUUCCCCUUUUCUACAUGGGGAGCAACGUAUCAUUAAGAAGCCCUGUUGAGGUAUUUUAAAAACCACUGAAUUCAAACCAGGCUUCCCUGUACGAGGGGGUCCUCGAUAAAAGCCCAGGCUUCUGCGUCCAGCACGCAGCAGGAUGGGAAGUUUGCGAGCAUGUUCAAGAUCAUCCUGACGGCGUCCUCAUUCUUUCCAAACUUCCAUGUCUGAUUCACCAACCCAACGUGGGAUUCGUCCAGAGGGCUGAGUGAGACCCCUGAGCUGAUUCAGAGCAGAGUCCUGUUUUAAAAAUGAACUAUUUAACCUAAGAUAAUGAUUUAGUCCCACACACUAGACACUCAAAGAUUGCCCUGCAUGGCUCUACCUGUCAAUAGAGGGAAGGUUGGAUACGCCCUCCAGUGUCAUCAGGAAAUGCUAUCAUUAAAUGUGUGAAACUUCCUUUUGUAUUUGUAUUGCUUUUGCAUUUUGUACGAUUAAAGAUUUCAGUCUACCAGAA
Cyclopterus lumpus (lumpfish) is the source of this 1898-nucleotide messenger RNA. RefSeq names its product mitochondrial genome maintenance exonuclease 1 (gene mgme1). The record is from RefSeq and is a predicted model, not a curated record. The transcript has 5 exons. Gene Ontology annotation, molecular function: single-stranded DNA exodeoxyribonuclease activity. NCBI's taxonomy places the organism in Eukaryota, Metazoa, Chordata, Actinopteri, Perciformes, Cyclopteridae. Gene Ontology annotation, biological process: mitochondrial DNA replication. Gene Ontology annotation, cellular component: mitochondrion. Bases 229 to 1284 code for a protein of 351 amino acids.